Messenger RNA from Microplitis demolitor, 2014 nucleotides. RefSeq names its product mitochondrial ribonuclease P catalytic subunit (gene mldr). The coding region runs from base 126 to 1706 and encodes 526 amino acids. Gene Ontology annotation, molecular function: ribonuclease P activity; protein binding. Lineage: Eukaryota; Metazoa; Arthropoda; Insecta; Hymenoptera; Braconidae. The transcript is spliced from 5 exons. Gene Ontology annotation, cellular component: mitochondrial ribonuclease P complex; mitochondrion. The record is from RefSeq and is a predicted model, not a curated record. Gene Ontology annotation, biological process: mitochondrial tRNA 5'-end processing; tRNA 5'-leader removal.
GGUCCAUGAUAACCAUGUGCGUUAAACAAAAUAUAUAUUAAAAAAUGGAAUUGGAUAUAUCAUUUAAUAAUAAUAUUUGAAAUAGUUAUAAAUAAAUAUCAAUAUAUCUGCGGCUAAUUUUCAACAUGUCUAUAAUCAAAUUCCCUUGGAUUAAUAUAUGUCGGUUGAUGUUGACACCUAAGAAAUUAAUAAUUAAUAAAAGAACAUUUACACACGAAGUAAGACAUUGUAAAGAGUUAAUAAUAAAUAAAUUACUUAAUGUAGAAUCAAAUAUUGCUGAUGACAAAUGGUCAUUAAUACGCAAAGAAUUAUUUGACAGUAGUGCAGCCAUCAAUGAAGCCAAUAUUGACUGUGUUAUUAUUGACACAUGUAGAGAAUCAGAUAAUCCGAAUUUGGCAUUAAAUUACGUCCAACAUUUAAUACGAAAUGAAAAUAAAAAUUUGAAUAUUGCAACUGUUGGUAAAUAUUUUAAAGCACUGUAUGACAGCCAAAAGGUAUUGGACUCACAAGAAAUUGAAGAGAUUUAUCGUCUAUAUGAUGAAGUAAGGACAAAGUAUCCAGUUGUUGAUGCAAUCACUGCUGAAUAUUUAAUCUUGGGUUUAUCAUUGACAGAAAGAUGGAAAGAAAGUGUUGAAUUAUUAGACAUGAUCACAAUGACAAGUACGUCACGUAGCGCUUCUUACUCGUCAAUUAUAUCAGCAGCUUUUGAUCAUGAUGAAUUUAAAUUUGGUUGGGAGCUUUUAUCACAAAUGUUCCCACGAUUAUCACCUAGUAAACGUGCCUAUAAUUCUUUUUUAAAAUAUUGUACGAGAACGUCCAAUAAUUCGCGAGAAUUGGAGUAUGUUAUUAACAAAUUAUUUGAAUUAUGGAAAGCGAAUGACGUAUUAGCGCCUCUAGAUGUUAUUACGUCAAUAAUUGAUCUCCUUGUUAGCACCGGCGAAUGGGCUGCUAGAAAAACAUCGAUUGGAAAAGAUGGUACGUGUGAUCAUUGUAGACAAGCACUGAAACCUUUAGAUCUUAAGCCAGGAGAUUUUCAAUAUUUGACGGAUCUUGUGUUAUCUAAAAAUUUAAUAGGCGAAGAUGUUUAUGGCAAAACAACUCCUGAGGAGUUGAGGCAGUUUAAAAAAUUUGUUGACUCAACAAAACCUUAUGAUAUCUGUAUUGAUGGACUUAACGCGGCUUAUACCCUCAAUCGAACUCAAAAAUCGUCGUUAGGCCAAGAGCUAGCGUUAGUUGUUGAAAAAUUCGUUGCACAAAAGAAAAAAAUAUUCAUACUAGGACGCAAGCAUAUGAAUAAAUGGUCACAAAAUCAUAUGAGUUACAUACGAAAACAUUGCUACCUAUUUUUCGCAAAUAAUUUAUCACAGGAUGACCCAUUCUUACUCUACGCAACUCUUGCCAGUGGCGCAAAUUCAUAUUUCGUAUCUCGAGAUUUAAUGCGUCAGCAUAAAUUCGACCUGCAGGAUGAUAAAACUCGGCAAUUAUUCCGUCACUGGCAGAUAAGCCGGCAGAUCUUUCCUACAUACGUUGGAACAAAUUUCCAUAGAACAUUAUUACUUGUUUAUCCUCCCAAAUAUCUUCCAGUUGCUCAAAAAAAUUCACAUGGCUGGCAUCUACCAUGUGCUGAAGAUUCAGAUCUAAAAUCAGCCGAUCUUUAUAUUCCGAGACCACCUCAGACGUGGAUUUGCCUUAGAAAAAAUCAUUAACUCAUUAUUGUCCAUAUUUUUAGUUAAAAGUACACAGAAAAAAAAUAAUUUACUUCUGCUGUUUUCUUUCUUUAUAAAACAUUUUUUUUUUUUAAUUAAAAUUGUAAAAAUGUUGUCAAUUAUUCUUAUUUUAUAUUUUUAAUAAUGAUAAUAAAUCAAUUAGAUUACAAAUUAUAAAUAUCUACGAAAGAUUUAUUGUGAAUUGAUUCGAAAAAUAAGUGAUAAAAAUUAAAUUUUUGAUAACUAUACUAUGAUAUAAUUUUUUUUAUUUAUUGCAAGUAGUAAAUAAAAAUAAAAAUAAUACAGAA